GCGCACAGCGAGACCAGUCCCUCAAGCAGUGGCAGGUUCCGGCAGCCUACAAGCAGUUCAAGCCUGAGCUUACGUCGAUUGGGCGACAUCUGACCUUCAAACAAAGCAAGUCGUCGCAGGAGCAAGGCGCUCCGCCCAAUACCGCUGCACCGACACCGCAGAAGCAGCUGACCCGAUCGGUUGAUUCCUAUGAUCGUUUGGUGUGCAGUGGGAGCACAGGUGACUCGGCGACCUCUACUGCCAAUACUGGCAACGACUGGGUCGGCCGCAUUGUGUUGCAGAACUCCAACAAUCUCUGCUACCUGAAUGCUCUGCGUCGCAUUGGCGCCCUGGGGAUGUCGGCCUCUCGAGGUGUCCUUCUUACUGCCCAGCUGCAGGUGGCUCGCCAUCAGGAGGGCUUCAAGAGCUUCGUUCCGGUUUGGCCGGAUUCGGAGGUGCGACUCCCCUUCCUUGGCAGUGAGCUUGCUGUGGAGUGGCUUCGAUGUAAGGUUAUGGCAGUGGUGGAGCACCAUGGGGAGCAGGUCAGUUCUGGACAUUACCGUGCUGUUCUCAGAGGGCUUUCGGAUUGGUUGCAUAUGGACGAUGGCGUGUCUGCGACGGUGGUCUCUUUUGAUCGUGAUCGUGCUGAGCUUUCAUACUUGUUCUGGGCAGUGAGGGCUCAAGAGUCGGAGGAGGCGCCGGAUGCGAACAUGCUCGAGGGCGAGCAGGAGUGGGACUUCUACACGAAAUACUGGCCCAGUGGGCCGGGCAUUCCGGCGCCUCCCUCCUCGGAGGGCUCCACUGCAGAGCCGUCGGGAGCGAUUGAGGAGCGUGAAGCCAAGGCUGCGAAGCUUCUGGAUUCCAAAGGCGGGCAGGGACGUGGCAGCGGCGAUGGCAAAGGCUUUGCGGGGAACGGUGGGUCCGACCAAGCGGCUCCCAAGGGCCCUCAGGGGGCGCACAAGCGUCAGCAGCGGGACCUUCCAUCGCAGUGGCGCGGCGGAGGUGGCGGUGGAGGUAGCGGGGGUGGAUCGGGCAACGGGAAUGGCGGCCGGGCUUCGUGGGGCUCGAACUGGCGUGGCAACGAUCAUGCCGCGGAUGGCGACGAGUGGUCCCUCCGGAAGGAGGUGCAGGAUCUCAAGUAUGCGGUUUCGCUGAUGCAGCGCUUGAUUCUGCGCCAUGAGGAUGCCUCCAUCUUGGCACGUAUUGAAAGCAGCUUCGUCCUUCACUUCAAGCUCAAUGUGCCGGCGUCUGUGGUGCCGAUGCUGUUUACCUCGGCGGUGGCCUGGCGGAAGAUCAAGGCUGAGGAACCGCAGCGCUUGGAUCGCCCGAUGCGCUGUGCGUUACUGGUUUGUCUGUUUGCAGAGCUCAAGGAGCGCAUGUCCACCGGAGCGGUUGGAGGAGAUGGCCAGGUCGUGGACACCUCGAGCCCUCCUCUCAGCCAGGCGGAGAUCUUGGAGUACGUUGGGCGUCUCAUCACUUUGAUCCCGCGGAAGUUCACCACGGCGCGGUUUCACCCGACGCGGCCGAUGACGCAGGUGAUGACUGGUCAGAACCUUGUUUUCCUGCUCCAGACGGGCCAGCAUGGGGAAUCAUCCGCUGAAAUGCGGGACAUGCUGCGGAAGCUUUGCUAUUGCUCUGUCAUGCAUUUGCUUGCUGCUCAGCUUAAAGAAGACCGGCAUGCACGCUCCGCGCUGGCGAACGCUAUCGCGGACUACCUGAGCAAGUACUCUGGCAACCGCUGA
Molecule: messenger RNA, 1721 nt
Organism: Symbiodinium necroappetens
Lineage: Eukaryota; Dinophyceae; Suessiales; Symbiodiniaceae
Source: the annotation of a GenBank genome assembly